Molecule: messenger RNA, 1291 nt
Organism: Monascus purpureus
Lineage: Eukaryota; Fungi; Ascomycota; Eurotiomycetes; Eurotiales; Aspergillaceae
Source: the annotation of a GenBank genome assembly
GUCAACAUUCCAUCCUUUCAUCUGACAUUCUUCCCAGCGGCCCUUCCGAACGACCAGACCAGCAAUACGACAACGAAAGGCCUUCCAAUGCAUUUGAUUCAUGCCUGUUAUAUAAUACACAAUUAAUUCUCCUCCGUCUAAUUCUCCCUACUUAAGCACGUCUCCAACCGCAGGCAACUCCCAUAUCUCGCGACUAACGCCCGCCAUGGCGGCCUCCAACGAUCCCGUCAACUUCGAUAUCAUUGAGACACAGAAAGAAAAUAUUCAAUCCUUACCGGGUGGGCGAUCUGCUAAAGAACUGGCUCGUAUUUUCUCUCCAGGAGGCAAGGGCGAUCUAUUGCCCACACCCUCACCGAACGAAACCAAGACUGUGAACGACGCUAUUCGACAGGAAUAUGAAACAGAACUACAGGCUAUAGGAGAGUCGGAUGAUCCGCUCGAUAUUUAUGAUCGCUAUGUCAAGUGGACUCUCAAUGCGUACCCUUCUGCACAGGCGACACCCGAAUCUGGACUUCUCCCCCUAUUAGAGCGUGCGACAAAAGCGUUUCUUUCAUCAUCACAUUAUAAAAAUGAUCCUCGCUAUUUACGUCUCUGGUUACACUAUAUCCGGCUUUUCUCGGAUUCGCCGCGUGAAGUCUUUGCCUUCCUCGCACGCCACCAAGUCGGGGAAGGGCUGGCUUUGUUUUAUGAAGAGUUUGCCGCUUGGCUUGAAAGCGCAGGGCGAUGGGCUCAAGCGGAAGAGGUGUAUAUGCUUGGGAUCCAGCGAGAGGCGCGACCGGUGGAACGCCUCGCUCGGAAGUUUGGCGAAUUUCAAAAACGAUACGAGCAGCGAACACAGGAUGCCGGCCCUUCCUCUCCUGCAUUACCGGCCGUCCGUCCGGCUCUGGCAGCGAAGAUCGAUCCAUUUGCUUCAUCGGCAAGUUCGUCUACCAAUCCGCAAGCUUCACAAGCGGCUCCUGCGGCCAGCUCCUCUCAAAAGACUAGGUCUGGGAAACCGAAGAUGGCAAUAUUCUCAGAUGCAGAUGCAGCAUCACCUGGUCAGCCCGCUAUUGCUGACCAGAAAAAGGGGUGGGAUAGUAUUGGGUCGCUUUCGGAACGCAGAAAAGAGAAUAGGAUAGAGGCAAAGCCUUGGGUUGGGGAAACUUUGAAGGUCGCGAAGAAGGCUGGGCCUUCUGAGAAACUGACGAUUUUCAGAGAUCAGGACUAAUUGCUGGCAUAAACCCUGUUCCUUUUGGGCUUACGAAUUUCGUGUAUUCAGUCAAAUGAAAAUUUACAAUCAAAUGAAGCCUUA